AUGCUCUUCGAGGAGGAUGACCAGCCGCCUGAGGUGUUGGUCGCUGGUGCCACUGGAGAAACAGGCCGCGUCAUUGUUCGCAAGCUUGUGUUGCGUGGCUACAAUGUGCGCGUGUUAGUCCGCGAUCUUUUCAGCUCGACCCUGGAUCUGCUGGGGACAGGGGUGAGCUUUGUCAAGGGCAGCUUGGACGACUAUGAUUCGCUGCUCGAAGCGACGGGCGAUGUCGAUAAAGUGGUCUGUGCCGUGGGGUCAAGGAGUGUGGAGGAGGCCGAGGCGAUUGAAUAUGAAGGUGUAGGCAAUUUGAUUCGCGCAUAUCAGGACUCGAGGGUCCAGUAUUAUGGAAGGGCUGAGGCUACCAAGUUGGUCCUAUUUAACUUCGCGGAUGAAGGCGAUCUGGGCAAGUGGAAACGCGUCGUGCCGGAGGAAGGCGAAGAGGGCGCCAAGCCCCCAAGGGUCAACUUUCAGAUCACGGGGCCGAAUCGCGUCGCGUUUAUGGGUCAUGUGUUCAGCAAAUACGAAGGCAUGGCAGAGGUUCGUACGAUCCCGUCCCGCCUUAAUCUUCGCGGCUUCUCGGGUUUGUUGUUGCGGUGCAUUGGCGACGGCAAGAAUUAUUUCAUCGUGUUGAGGACGGGGGCUGGGGUCCGAGAGGGCGUUGAGUACUGCGCGCAGAUCAAGUCAUACAAGAACAAGUGGGGGUCGCUAAGGAUUCCGAUCUCGUCGUUCAAGGCGUAUGACAUUAAAGAUCACUCCCGGAGACGGGACGCCCCCGAGCUGGACCGCGGAGACGUUCGGCAGAUGGCGAUCCAGUUCCGGAAACCCGUCGUGUCGCCCGAAAAGGAUGACGGGCGCUUUUAUCUCGGCGUCGACUAUCUCAAGGCGUACCGGACGCAGGAGCAGCCCGAUUUUGUGCUCCUAUCUUGUGCAUCAGUGACGGCGCGGGACUUUUCCGAGCUCGACGAGAAGGGCUUGCGGGCUGUCGCGAAGGACGACGUCGCGGCUUGGAAAUACAUGGCGGAGAACCGGUUGCGGUUGUCUGGGCUGACGUACUGCAUCGUGCGCCCGGGGUCGUUCACUGACCAACCGGGUGGCAAUAAGGCGAUCAUGCUGGAGCAGGACGGGGAUGUAUCGGGCGCGAUUAGUCGGGCGGAUGUGGCGGAAAUUUGUGUCAAGAGCUUGCUUGACCCGAGGGCGUGCAAUGUCACAUUUGAUGCGUUUGAGUCGAUGUAUGCGCCAUCGGCCAGGCUGCCAUCUGAAGAUGUGAGUUCGAUGCUUGGACGGCUGCGUCCGAACACUUGA
This is a messenger RNA of Chondrus crispus (carragheen), 1296 nucleotides long. RefSeq lists its product as hypothetical. NCBI's taxonomy places the organism in Eukaryota, Rhodophyta, Florideophyceae, Gigartinales, Gigartinaceae. The coding region runs from base 1 to 1296 and encodes 431 amino acids. The transcript has a single exon. The record is from RefSeq and is a predicted model, not a curated record.